Messenger RNA from Gossypium raimondii (Peruvian cotton), 378 nucleotides. RefSeq lists its product as uncharacterized. NCBI's taxonomy places the organism in Eukaryota, Viridiplantae, Streptophyta, Magnoliopsida, Malvales, Malvaceae. The transcript has a single exon. The record is from RefSeq and is a predicted model, not a curated record. Bases 1 to 378 code for a protein of 125 amino acids.
AUGACAGCUACUCCCUUAAUAAAUAUACUCACUGAGAACAAAUUGAACGAAAAUAACUAUAAGGAAUGGAAAAGGAACUUGAUGAUUAUCCUAACAUGUGAGAAACUAAAGAAAUUCAUUCAUAAUAAAUGCCCUCUUUCCAUUCAAGUUGAGGCUAGCAAACGCUGGGAGAAGUCUGUUGAGAUAGCUCAUUGCUAUAUGCUGGCAAACGUGACCCACACCCUUUAUAAGAAAUUGGAGAGCUGUAAGACUGCUAAAGCGAUUUUAGACAAACUAGAAGACAUGUUCGGAGGCCAAGCUACAUUGGCUCCACAGUCGACUAUUACUAGUUUGAUGAAUGCCCAGCAAAGGCUUAGCACAUGGUCAAAGACCUUAUGA